AUGGGGGAGAAGAAGAAAGCGCGAGCCUCAAAGGAAGGCUCCCUAGCAGCAGCAGCAGCAACAGCAGCAGCAGCAGCAGCAGCAACAGACGACAGCAGCAGCGCGUCCCCAGGAAAGGGAGCAAAUAAGCAGCAGGAGCAGCAGCAGCAGCAGCAGGGACAGCAGCAGCAGCAGGAAGCAGAAGCUGCAUCAUUUGAAUCUUUGGGUUUAUGUCGCGAGAUUUGUGCAGCAGCAGCAGCAGCAAAGUGGCAGCGACCUACUGAAGUGCAGCAGAAAGUAAUUCCGUUGGUGCUGCAGCAGCUGCAGCGGCUGCGGGGUGUACAUACACUGCAGCAUCGCGAUUUAAUUGCUGUAGCAAAGACAGGGAGCGGCAAGACAGGUGCAUUUUUGCUGCCGCUGCUGCAGCAGCUAGUGCAGCACGGCAGCAGCAGCAGCAGAAUCAGCAGCAGCAGCAGCAGCAGCAGCAGCCCUUUUGCUGUUAUUUUAUCUCCAACGCGAGAGCUUGCGCUACAAGUGUUUGAUUGGGUUCAGGCUCUUACAGCAGCAGCAGCAGCAGCAGAAUCAACUGCAGCAGCAGCAGCAGCAGCAGCAGCAGCACUUCGCGGUUGCUGCUGCGCUCUUGUCGGAGAUAUGUUGUACUGGAUGAAGCGGAUAAACUUCUCAGCCCCGAAUACGCUAACGAGUUAA
This is a messenger RNA of Eimeria acervulina, 687 nucleotides long. RefSeq lists its product as hypothetical. Gene Ontology annotation, molecular function: ATP binding; RNA helicase activity; nucleic acid binding. Bases 1 to 687 code for a protein of 228 amino acids. The transcript has 2 exons. The record is from RefSeq and is a predicted model, not a curated record. NCBI's taxonomy places the organism in Eukaryota, Apicomplexa, Conoidasida, Eucoccidiorida, Eimeriidae.